UGGAGAAUGACCUCAAAAUGUCCAUCAGGAAUGUAUUGUCAGAGAGGAAAUGACAUGACUUCAAGACGAGCUAACUCAUAAGAAAAUGACUUCCAUUGCAAUGAGUCCUCGAGCGCCACGCCUACGGGAUAUUUUCCAAACUGCAGCCUUCAGCCACGACUGCAACCCGCAAUCCAUUUUCAUUUCUCAUGAGUCAGCGGACUCCAUGUCUGGGAGGACCGGGGAAGGACGCUCUGGCCGCACUAGAUGCUUGGGGCGACGACUAUGAUCAUGGAAGACACCCAGGUUAUUAACUGGGAAGUUGAACAAGAAGAGGAGGUUGAAGAGAGACCCAGUGAAUCUUUGGGGUGUAGCUUGGAGCCCCUUGGGCGACUGCGUAUCUUCAGUAGUUCCUAUGGACCAGAAAAAGAUUUCCCACUAUACCUUGGGAAGAAUGUGGUAGGCCGAAUGCCUGAUUGCUCUGUGGCCCUGCCCUAUUCAUCUAUCUCCAAACAACAUGCAGUGAUUGAAAUCUUGGCCUGGGACAAGGCGCCUGUCCUCCGGGAUUGUGGAAGCCUCAAUGGUACUCAAAUCCUGAGGCCUCCUAAGGUCCUGGGCCCUGGGGUGAGUCAUCGUUUGAGGGACCGGGAGUUGAUUCUCUUUGCUGACUUGCCCUGCCAGUACCAUCGCUUGGAUGUCCCCCUGCCCUUUGUCUCCCGGGGCCCUCUAACUAUAGAGGAGACACCCAGGGUACAGGGAGGAACUCAACCCCACAGGCUUCUGUUGGCUGAGGACUCAGAGGAAGAAGUAGAUUCUCUUUCUGAGAAGUGUGUGGUGAAAGGACCAAGGACCUCCUUUUUGGCAACAGUAGUUCCAGAGAGCGAUGAAGAGGGACCUUCCUCUGCCCUGGAUGUCCCUGGGCCACCUUUUGCCUUCAACUUGAACAGUGACACAGAUGAGGAAGAAAGUCAGCAACCAGGAGCAGGGGAGGGCUCCUCAGCUGCCAGAAGAGUCACCGCUGCAGAGACAGAACAGCCUAAACCUGUCACAACUGGAAUCCAGCUUGAAAAGGAUCAGUGUUCAGUGAAGGAGAAGAACAAUGACACGAAAGUUGAGAGGAGCGCGAGGAGUAGGGUGGUUCCAGUUGGAGUGAUUCUGGAGAGGAGCCAGCCUGCUGGGGUGGACAGUGACACAGAUGUGGACGAUGAGAGCGGGCCUCUGAGAAGGCUCACUGGGGUCCAUCUGGAAAGGGCCCAGCCUUGUGGCUUCAUAGACAGUGAUACUGAUGUGGAAGAAGAGGGGAUCCCUGCGACCCCAGCUGUAGUUCCUGUGAGGAAGAGGCACAUCUUCCAUGAAGUUGGUACAGAGAGUCCUCGGGCACCUGGCGUGGCACAUCAGCAGGAGAGCCCGGCUGGUAGUGAUACAGAUAUAGAGGAGGGGGAGGCCCCCCUGACUGUCCCUCUGGACAAAAGCCGAGCCUCCGUCGUGAUCGAUAGCAAUACAGAUGACAAGGAAGAAGUCUCAGCAGCUCUCACGCUGGCACAUCUAAGAGAGAGCCGGGCCGUUGCGUGGAACAGAGAUCCAGAUGCAGAAAACGAUAGGUCCCAACCGGUGGCCCUUCUGGAGCAAAGCCAAGCCUCUGCUGGGAGAGACAGUGACACAGACGUGAAGGAAAAGGGGCUCCCAGUGGAGAAGACAGGAACUGUUCCCAGGGGUCACACGGGCAAGGCAUAUUCAGAAAAGAGUCAUCCUCCUCUCAGGGACAGUGAUACAGAGGUGGCGGAAGAGAAGAGCUCACCAGGGUUCCACCUGGAGAGAAGCCAAGCCUCUGCCACAGUGCAUAUCAACACACAAGUGGUGGAGGAAGUCCCACCACGGCCAGCUGUUAUACUUCUGGAGAAGCAUCAAGUACCUGUAGCAUGGACACAUCAAACAGAUGUGGAAGCUGAAGGAGGCCCAGCAAAGCUGCCUGUGGUGUAUCUAGAAGAAGCCCAGCCUCCUCUCGCUGGGGACUGUGACCCAGAUGCGGAGAAGAACACAUCCUUAGCAGCCUCAGCAGUGGCAGAUGUAAGAAAGAGCCAGCUUCAGGCAGAAGAUACUGGGACAGAGUGGGCUGUAGCCGUUCUUGAACAGGGCAGGGCUUUUAUGGCUGGGGCCCAGGGUGGGUCACCCGCGGCCCAAGUGGAGCAGGACCUUCUCCCUGUCUCAAGGAAUAACAUAGCAGAUCUGGUGGUGGACACAGGCACUCCAGGGGAACCCACCCAGCCACAGAGACAGGGGGCCCAGACCCCCACAGAAGGGGAGAGAGAACCACAUGUGGAUAGGACCAUGGACUCUGGAGACAACCACGAUGAUUCUGAAGAUCUGGACCUGCAAGCUACCCAGUGCUUUGUGGAGAGAGAGAAUCAGAGCCUGGAAGUCCCCAGCAUGGAGGAUGAACCCACCCAGGCCUUCCUGUUUACUCUGCCCCAAGAGCCUGGCCCUUCCCGUUGCAGCUUCCAGGCCACAGGUUCCUUGGAUGAGCCAUGGGAGGUCUUGGCUACACAGCCAUUCUGUCCGAGAGAGUCUGAAGCCUCUGAGACCCAGCCCAUUGCCACCCACAUUGAAGCCCAUGCAUCUUGCCCCUCUCCACCUAUGGCAGCACCACAAGAGCAACAUCCAGAGAGUCCAGUUCAUGCAGAGCCACUGGGGAUUCAAGGCAGAGGGAUGCAGACUGUGGAGGAAGACAUGGGUACACCAAGAGAGACAGCAGAGAGGGUGACCCCUGAGAGAGGGCCAUUGGAGAGGGAAACUGAGAAACUGCCCUCGGAAGGAGAGAGGGAAGAUGUGAUGGGAGAGGAAGAAUCAACGAAGGGGAUACAGGACAGAGAACAAAAACAGGUGUUAGCUAGAGAUACUCAGAAACAAGAGUCUGACAAAAAAGUAAAAAGUGCAAGUACUGAAAGGGAUAUGGAGAGUUUGAAGGUAGAAAUUGAGACACCCGAGGAAAUACAAGAGAAAGAGAGAGAAAAGCAGACUCUUACAAGAGAAAUAUUUGACAGAGAAGCAGAGAAACCAGUAGCAGAGAGAGAGUGUGAGGCAGGUGGGUUACAAGGGAAGGUACCCAAAGUGAUGCUGGACAGAGGCCCACAGACAGGGGAGACAGAGGCGGGGGGCCAGGACCAGAAAGGCCAGGCCUCAGGUUCGACACCAGAGCCUGGAGCGGGGGCAGGAGACCUUCAGGGACUUGCUUCAGACCCCAUAGCUUCUGGGAGCCAGUCAGGUGGAGGAAGGGGUGCCCCAGUGAGCCCCAGGAGGCAGCAGAGAGGCUACUUGAAGUGCAAGAUGCCACCUGCUGAGAAGGCUUCCAGGGGUGAUCAGGAAUCCCCAGAUGCUUGUCGGCCUCCUGCACUGCAGGAGGCUUCAGCGCCUCUCCAAAACCCCCUCAUCUCUCACAGCCAGAAACAUCCUGCCCCUCAGUCCCUCCUUUCGCCCUCUCCACCUCCUUUAGAACCGCCCAUUCCCAGGACCAGACAAAAUGAGAGUCAGGAAGCUCUGGAGACUCCCUUUUCCUCAGAGCUGGACUCUCUUCACCCAAAACCCAAAGUCAAGCCCCAAGGGUCCUCUCCAGUUUCUUCUGUACCCCUUGAGCCCCACCCUACCGCCUCCACAGACCAGCUUGUCACCCCCAAGCCCACAUCUCGGGCCACUCGGGGCAGGACACUUAGGUCCUCUGUCAAAACCCCUGAACAAAAUGUCUCCACAGCCCCUGAACUCCAGCCUUCUGCCCACACAGACCAGGCUGUCACCCCCAAACCCACAUCUCGGGCCACUCGGGGCAGAACACAGAGGGCUUCUGUCAAGACUCCCGAACCAGUUAUCUCCACAGCCCCUGAGCCCCAGCCUUCCACUCCCACAGACCAGGCUGUCACCCCCAAACCCACAUCUCGGGCCACUCGGGGCAGGACACAGAGGGCUUCUGUCAAGACUCCCGAACCAGUUAUCGCCACAGCCCCUGAGCCCCAGCCUUCCACUCCCACAGACCAGCCUGUCACCCCCGAACCCACAUCUCAGGCCACUCGGGGCCGGACACAGAGGGCUUCUGUCAAGGCUCCCGAACCAGUUAUCUCCACAGCCCCUGAGCCCCAGCCUUCCACUCCCACAGACCAGGCUGUCACCCCCAAACCCACAUCUCGGGCCACUCGGGGCAGGACACAGAGGGCUUCUGUCAAGACUCCCGAACCAGUUAUCUCCACAGCCCCUGAGCCCCAGCCUUCCACUCCCACAGACCAGGCUGUCACCCCCAAACCCACAUCUCGGGCCACUCGGGACAGGACACAGAGGGCUUCUGUCAAGACUCCCGAACCAGUUAUCUCCACAGCCCCUGAGCCCCAGCCUUCCACUCCCACAGACCAACCUGUCACCCCCAAACCCACAUCUCGGGCCACUCGGGGCAGGAUACAGAGGGCUUCUGUCAAGGCUCCCGAACCAGUUAUCUCCACAGCCCCUGAGCCCCAGCCUUCCACUCCCACAGACCAGCCUGUCACCCACAAACCCACAUCUCGGGCCACUCGGGGCAGGACACAGAGGGCUUCUGUCAAGACUCCCGAACCAGUUAUCGCCACAGCCCCUGCGCCCCAGCCUUCCACUCCCACAGACCAGCCUGUCACCCCCAAACCCACAUCUCAGGCCACUCGGGGCAGGACACUUAGGUCCUCUGUCAAAACCCCUGAACAAAAUGUCCCCACAGCCCCUGAGCUCCAGCCUUCUGCCCACACAGACCAGCCUGUCACCCCCAAACCCACAUCUCGGGCCCCUCAGGGCAGGACACUUAGGUCAUCUGCUAAGGCCCCUGAACCAGUUGUCCCCAUAACUCCUGAGCCCCAGCCUUCCACCUCUAAAGACCAGUCUCUCACCCCUGAGCCCACAUCUCAGGCCACUUGGGGCAGGACACAAAGGUCCUCUGUCAAGACAUCCCAGCCAACUGAACCCACAGCUCCUGACCUUGAACCUUCGUCCCCCACAGAGCAGCCUGUCACCCCCAAAGUCAUAGCUCAGGGUGGUCAGAGCAGGACACUAAGGUCUUCUACAGUAAGUGCUGUGCCAGUUCCUACCACCCCUGAAUCCCACUCUCCAGUGCCCACAGGAGAGCCUGUUCCCCCUGAGCCCAUCCCUGAAGCCAAUUGCAGCAGGAGGCCAAGGGCCGCUAGGAAACAUGGGUCUCUCACAGCUCACGUUCAUGAACCCUAUUCUGCACCCUCCGAACCUAACUCCCAGUCUUCAAGGAACCAGAGACGAGGGGCAGUGAGAGCAGCCGAGUCCCUUAGCACCAUUCCUGAGCCUGCCUUUGCCCAGCUUCCCGAGGCACCCACUCGUGCUCCCCAGAUCCCAAAGGGGGAGGCAGCAGAUAGAUCUGGCUUCACCCCAGAGCCCCAGCCUGAGGCCUCUCAAAAUCGCAAGAGGCCUUUAGCUACUGCGGACUCACCUCCACUUCAAAAACGGCUCCAAAGAGAAGUUCCCCAGAAGACAGCAUUCCUCAAGGAAGAAGAAGAAAAUCCUGCAGCGAAGCUGAGGAAGGAAGAGGAUGUAGUGAUUCCAGGACCAGGCAAGAGAAAGAGAGAGCAGACAGAGGAGGAGCCCCAGGAAAUACCAAGCCGCAGCCUGCGACGGACCAAACCUCUCCAAGAGUCCACGGCCCCCAAAGUGCUCUUCACAGGCGUGGUGGAUGCUCAUGGAGAGCGGGCAGUGCUGGCCCUGGGGGGCAGUCUGGCCAGCUCAGUGGCUGAGGCUUCCCACCUGGUGACAGAUCGGAUCCGCCGGACAGUCAAGUUCCUGUGUGCCCUGGGGCGGGGCAUCCCCAUCCUCUCCCUGGACUGGCUGCACCAGUCCCACAAGGCAGGUUGCUUCUUGCCCCCGGCUGAAUAUGUGGUGACUGAUCCUGAGCAGGAGAAGAACUUUGGCUUCAGCCUUCGGGAGGCCCUGAGCCGGGCUCGGGAGCGAAGGCUGCUGGAGGGCUACGAGAUUCACGUGACCCCAGGAGUCCAGCCACCACCACCUCAGAUGGGAGAGAUCAUCAGCUGCUGUGGAGGCACUGUCCUACCCAGCAUGCCCCGGUCCUAUAAGCCUCAGAGAGUUGUGAUUACAUGUUCCCAGGACUUCCCUCGAUGUGCCAUUCCAUUUCGGGUUGGGCUGCCCAUCCUCUCACCUGAGUUCCUGCUCACAGGAGUACUAAAGCAGGAAGCCAAGCCAGAGGCCUUUGUCCUCUCCAGUUUGGAAGUGUCAUCCACCUGAAAACCCCACCCCAGUAUGCUUUUCCUCCCAGACCAAUAUAUAAAGUGUUAGAAAUAUUUGGAAGAAAGAACUUAGGGCUUUAGAAAGGAUUGGGGUGUACUGAUCUGAUUUGUCUUGGAACAUGGGUGGGGCUGAAAAGCUUGCUGGUAAACAAAGACAGGGAGAUUGGGAGCCACAGUUUUCUUAAAUGGCCUCUUAAAGUCGGCCAAUCCCGUGCUCAGAUAUCUUAAGUCGCCGCUCACAUUUAGCCGGACUGAUGUGCUUAUUGCUCUAUGGCGCGCACAGUGUCCUGCUUCCUGUUUGGAAACCAUUUGUUUCUCCUCUUCUUUUCUUACUGGGAUUCUUACCCUGCAAAAGAUAGUGGAAACAAUUUUAGUGUCCAGAACUUGAAAGAAUGCUUGGAGUGAGUAAAUUUGAGGGUGGAGUUAUGGAAUGCUACUAAAAUAUUUUCCCCUCUCCUUGCCCCAUCUCGUUAGAAGCAUCCUUUAGCUUUGACGUUGAGCAAAUCUCUGCCCUUUUUUUUUUUUCCUGGCCUGCUUUUCCAGUAUUUAUAAAGUUACCUUAGGCUUAACCUCUGUGAUAAAUAAAUAUUCACUAUGUGCCUUA
Orcinus orca (killer whale) is the source of this 6855-nucleotide messenger RNA. RefSeq names its product mediator of DNA damage checkpoint 1 (gene MDC1). Gene Ontology annotation, cellular component: nucleus. Lineage: Eukaryota; Metazoa; Chordata; Mammalia; Artiodactyla; Delphinidae. The coding region runs from base 247 to 6249 and encodes 2000 amino acids. Gene Ontology annotation, biological process: positive regulation of transcription initiation by RNA polymerase II. The transcript has 15 exons. Gene Ontology annotation, molecular function: protein binding. The record is from RefSeq and is a predicted model, not a curated record.